ACUUAAGACAAACUUAAGCGAGUACCUAAACAUGCCCUUUUAGGACCAUGAUAGAUACUUAGUGGAGAAAUGGACAAAAACUAUCAUCAACUUUGGGGAGACUCUUCUCUUCCUGUCUCUUCUUUCACAUAAUCCACAUUUGUACUCAGCGAUGAACUGGAACCCUAGAUUCAUCCAUUUCCUUUCUACCCUAAAAACAAAGAACAAAACCCAGAAUUCAUUGCUGUACAAUACAAUAGCAUAUAUUUACAUGUACAUAAAUUAAUCAAUAUCCAUCCCCUAGUCAAGAAAUGGAAUUACACAUGGAAAACAACCACUACUCGUUGAUUAGAAUCAGCUUUAAGCCUAUUAUUAUUAUAUAAAGAAGGGAGAGUUUUCCCAACCAGAAAUAAUAACCAAAGCUAAAUUAAACUACUGUCACGAUGAUAUUAGCGACGACCAUCACCGCGUCGCUAUUGCUCCUGUUCUCGUCGCUAAUACUGCGUUCCCAUUGGUCCAGCGCGGAACUCGACAGCGACGGUGGUUCAUCCGGCCACGCGCUCGGGCGGUAUUACUACCAGACGAUGAGACAUCACGGGCGAGGUGGGAGGCACCGGCCGGCGUUCCGGGCCGGCCCAUGGAAGAAAGCCCACGCCACUUUCUACGAGGGCAACACCCGAACCUACGGCGGCGCGUGCGAUUACACGGACGUGGUGGGGGAAGGAUACGGCAUGAACACGGCGGCGCUCAGCAACGCCCUUUUUAAGGACGGCAGGGUCUGCGGCGCGUGCUUCCAGAUCGAGUGCGUCGACGACCCGCAGUGGUGCAAACCGGGCCAGCCGCCUUUGUUGGUCACGGCCACGGAUCUCUGCCCGCCCAACCCGUUCCAGCCCAGCGACAACGGCGGGUGGUGCAACCCGCCCCGGGAGCAUUUCGACAUCGCCAUGCCCGUCUUUGACCGCCUCGCCGAGUUCAAGGCCGGAAUCAUCCCCGUCCAAUAUCGCCGGGUGCCAUGCAGGAAGCGAGGUGGGAUCCGGUUCACGAUGAACGGCAACCAGUGGUUCUACGAGAUCAUAGUGUCCAACGUGGGAGGAGCCGGCGACAUCGUCGGCGUUCAAGUGAAGGUCGACAAGAGCAGGCUCCGGUGGACUUCCUUGGACCACGACUGGGGCGCCACGUGGAAGACCGGCUUCCCUCUGCAAGGGAAGACGCUGAGCUUCCGGGUGAAAUCGAGCGACGGAAGGUACAUGACUUCCAUGCACGUCGUCCCUAGCAACUGGCAGUUCGGCCAGACUUUCGAGGGCCGGAACUUCAAGUCCGGUGGAAGAAGAAGAAGGAACUUCAAGUCCGGAGGAAGGAGAAGGAAGGGUAUUGGCCAGCUUUAGGUUUCUCAUGAGUCAUGAACAACAACAUUGAAGGAUGGUGAGAUUGGCAAAAGGAUUACUAAGAAUUUGGUGAGUUAGUCGGAUCAAAUCGAAUCGUAGAUCGGCAAAAUUUUCAGCUUGUUACUAGCUGUUGUACAUGUAUUGUUACAUUCGUGAUUGGCCAAGUAAUUACAAGCAAGCGAUAAAAGGAACAAAAGAAGUAUCUGGGU
Messenger RNA from Linum trigynum, 1573 nucleotides. NCBI's taxonomy places the organism in Eukaryota, Viridiplantae, Streptophyta, Magnoliopsida, Malpighiales, Linaceae. The record is from the annotation of a GenBank genome assembly.